Molecule: messenger RNA, 549 nt
Organism: Symbiodinium pilosum
Lineage: Eukaryota; Dinophyceae; Suessiales; Symbiodiniaceae
Source: the annotation of a GenBank genome assembly
GUUGACUCCACCCACUCCAUCAUCACCUCGCGCCAGCGAGUGGAGGCCACGGUUACGGCCGAGAUCUCGACUAUGCGCUUAGACAUGGGAGACAUGCAGGAGGCGCUGAAGGCACACGAUGCCUGGAUGGAAGAUGUCUCGCAGAGCCUGCAGGAGGCACAUGAGCGGUGCCAGCAGAUUGGCAUUGACAUCAACGAAGUGAACCAGCAGAUGCAGGUAAAGCUCGACGCGAAGACCGACAUAGUGAGCUGGAAUGACAUGAAUGAUGACAUUGACGCUUCCAUCAGGACAGUGAGAGACAUGGCUUCCUCCUUGCGUUUCGAGGUUGACAGCAGGCGCCGCAGGGUGGACGAGGAGCUAGCCCGGCUGCGUUCCGAGAUGGUGUCGAUGGACGAGAGGGUAGCGGCCAAGACCAGCGACGUCCAGCGCCAGACAGAUGAGAAGACUACAGCGAUAUCGUGCCAAGUGGAUGAGGGCGCACAGCAUAGACGGGAACUCGAGGCAACCUUGGGUCGCCAUGCAGAAACUCACAGCCUCAUUCAGGGUCAG